GAUGACAUUAAACCGACUGAAAGAGACCAAUGCGGAAAGAUGAGGGCACAAUUGUGUCCCCAUAUGUCAAAACCCGUAUGUCAUCCACGUCAAGUAAAAUCCGAAAUGGAAAUGGGGAAAUCCUUUAUAACACGGUUAACUGGAAGUUCUAGGCUCAGUUGUCACAUUCAGUCGUCGCAGUUGGACAGGAAACUUUGAAUCACAGUUGCAGUGACAAUGUAUCGAGAAGUUAUCAUGAUAAAAGGACUUUUUUUGACUUGGUUAUUGUUGGCGUCAGCCUUAUCGGAUCCUGGCGCUGAACCGUUUAAUCCAAACUUCAAUAGAUUUCGACAAAAAAUUCCGCGCAUUGGCCGACGUGGGGAUGGCAUCAUCGCCGAAUACAUGAAUUCGGAUUCUUUUCCUCACGAGGGAAGUCUAUCCAAUUUUUUUCUGAAGGCCUCAAAGGCGGUACCUCGUCUGGGUAGACGCAAAGAUGUUUCUACUGAGUCGGGUCAUGCUACAAUUUUCGACGAGCAGUAUCCAUUUAGAGACCGCUUGGGUCUGGGCCAUGCAUCCAACGAACUUCCCACUGUUCACUAUAAACAAGUUUUAUGGCCAAAUUUCGAUACUGAUGAAUUCACAAGCGGACCAAGUAAGGAACAAAAUUAUCCAACAACGCGGAUAACGAACGACCUACACGACAAUUAUGUGCAGGAUUUAAUCCGUAGCUGGACGAAUCAAAACGAGAAUAUCAACGAAAAUUAAAGACUGAAC
This is a messenger RNA of Daphnia carinata, 753 nucleotides long. RefSeq lists its product as uncharacterized. The record is from RefSeq and is a predicted model, not a curated record. The transcript has 5 exons. The coding region runs from base 217 to 744 and encodes 175 amino acids. NCBI's taxonomy places the organism in Eukaryota, Metazoa, Arthropoda, Branchiopoda, Diplostraca, Daphniidae.